Messenger RNA from Protopolystoma xenopodis, 2502 nucleotides. NCBI's taxonomy places the organism in Eukaryota, Metazoa, Platyhelminthes, Monogenea, Polystomatidea, Polystomatidae. The record is from the annotation of a GenBank genome assembly.
AUGCCUUCUCGAUCAUCUGAUGGAUCUCCUUGCCCUGACGCAACAAGGGACAUUCUCUCUAAUGCUCUUGGCUCGGACGUAAAUCCUCACUCUCACACGAUUUCUACAGCGGAAUUAACAGUAUCCCUACCUGCAGCGGCCUUAUCGUCAAAUCCUUCACCGAGUACUUUUACUUCACAGUUAUCCACAUUUGGUUUAUCUUCGGAAGUCCUUUCUAGCUCUCCUGUUCGAGGGUCCUGGUUAUAUAAUGUGCCUAUCACGACACCGAAUACUUCUAUUCCCUUCUCUUCGCCAGUUUCAAUUGCGACAGUGCCUAUUAGCCAGUUUAGAGGAUUUUCUCCAUCCUCCAAUUGCUAUCUCACUCAACCGUUUGUUUCUAACAUACCUCCCACCACUCCUACUGCAUUUUAUAUAUUCCAACAGAGCUCUAGACCUCCCCCACCCAUGAUCUCAUUGCCUCUUUCGACACAGUCGCAGGCACCUAUUCAGCAAUCUUCGAAUCAAUUGCAAAAUGCAUUACCUCCUGUUUCAUUUAUUCCAGGGAGUGGAGUGCGUCUUCCAUGUCAAGGAUUUGCUUAUCCACCUAGUAGUGGCAUUGAUUUAAACACCCGUCAUACUAGAUUUGGUACGUUCUCUAGUCUCUCGGGAUCAAGCGUGUCUACAACUCUAUCUUCUAUCCUUAGUCAGGCUUCAGCUUUGCUCCCCAGGAUUCCACUUCCACCGGCUUCUUACCACUCUCUUACACCAGUCACUUCCGUACCGGCAACCUCUACAGGAUCCUCUGUUAGAACCUUUUCAUCUCUUCCUUCUCCGUUACUACCUGCCGUUCCUCUACAAGGGGAGAACGGAUCACAUCUAGUCUCAGGUGGGGUAUUGACGCUGAAUUGUACUUCGGAUAUACAAAAAAUGCCACUCGCUAUUACGAUGGCCACAUUCCCUACUAAAACUGCUACUGCCACCCUAAAUUCUUCUCCAGCAUCUUUGAGUGUGCUUUCUGGCAAACUUCCCAUUCCACCUCUAACUAGCCAAACAACUAUAAGCCCAACCACUACUUUACAGAUGUCUCCAUUUCACCUAAGAAAAUCAUAUUUCCCACAAGCCUCAUCUGCUCUUGCAAAUGCUUGCCUUUCCAUAAACCGUCCUGUUAGAAGUCACGAAAACCCAUGGAUCAAUAAUUUGUCAAAGAGGCGUUUUUCUACUUCGCCCACUCCAGCCAUUUCUGGAUUAAGCACUCAAGUGACAUCUCAUUCCGCCUCAGUUACUGCAUCAUCUGAGCCUAAGUCCAUGUUCUUACCUGAAAGUGAGCCUAAGCUAGAAGAGUCUCAAAAGUCUGUUUCGCAAUCAUUACAGUCAACUGGUGCCUGUCCAUCGAACCUUAAAGAGAUUGUCUCUAUAAAUCCCAUAUUUAAACACGAGCCUAGAAAACGCAAAAUUCCUCAUCAGGCGACCAAACCCACAUCACAGGCGAUUUUGGAUUCUUCCGCUCCAAGAUUUGGAGAGAAAAAAUCUAUUCCUCAGAUUGAUUGUGAUCUAUCCAUUUCCAAAUUUUCAAAGUCUACAUUGGGGAGCUGUGAGAAAGAAGCUAAUUCAUGCAAACAGGAUGUAUUCAUUUUAUCUGCUGACACCACUACACCUAAGUGCGAUUCCGUUUUUGUCGAUAGUUCUCUGAUCCAGUCAAAAUCCUCUUAUGUGCCCACACUAGACUCUAUUCUCUCUCUUACUGAAGUUCAGGGACUUACACCUCCGACUGACUAUAUUCAAGCGGCAAAGUCAAACCAUCCAUCUUCCGCUGCUGGGCCACAUUCAUCUUUGGCUUCACACUCAAAUUUGUUUUGCUCGUCAUUGCCGUCCACUGCGUUAGUAACUCGCAAAUACGAUCGUCCGGGUGAUCAUUCAGAUCCUGGGCAAAGCCAGGCACAGAUAUACCAGGAUCAGCUUCAGUCUCAACGUCAAGAUCAUCAGCAACCUCAUUUUGUUCAAUCCCAGGGUAUAUUAUAUUCUGUUAAUUCUCCCCUCCAACUGUAUCCCCGAGAUUGUUCCGUGCAAAUGAGUUCUACUCCUCCAGCCAACUUACUUCUUUAUUCACACCUCGAAAACUCGCUAGUUAACUCAAGCCCAUGCCCAAAGUUGGAUCGCUUCACUACGAAACCAAGUGUUACCUGCCUCCAGACAACAUUAAGAAAUACGCCGAAUCCCCAAAAGAUGCUAUCUACUCCGAUCAUGCUUUCACAUUCGUCAGCCACUCCUGCCUUAGAUUCAGUAGGCUGUAUUAAUGGAAUGACUGAUGUUCCGUUUAAUAGCCAGCUCUUAUCUUCUAACAUGCAAAUGAUCAAAAUGUCUAAAUCCCCACCCAUGACGUUGAAUUCAAAAUCUUAUACCGAGCAAGAUGAGAGCUCUCGUUCCCUUGAUCAGACCUCAGAGGCUGCUAAACUACUAGAUCCCAAACACAUAAUCGAAGCUGGCGCCAAGGCAACCCAUACCAGGAUAACUUUAUUUGCGCCU